Messenger RNA from Aspergillus wentii DTO 134E9, 2858 nucleotides. RefSeq names its product TTC39/IML2 family protein. The record is from RefSeq and is a predicted model, not a curated record. Bases 443 to 2590 code for a protein of 715 amino acids. The transcript is spliced from 6 exons. NCBI's taxonomy places the organism in Eukaryota, Fungi, Ascomycota, Eurotiomycetes, Eurotiales, Aspergillaceae. Gene Ontology annotation, cellular component: nucleus; cytosol; mitochondrial outer membrane.
AAAAAAAAAAAAAAAAAAAACAAGAAACUCCGCCUCCCUCUAGUGGAUCAGGACUCGGCUCCAUCCAUGAUUCUACUAUCGUUCCUCUGCAUCUGAUUUCUUUCUUUUUCUCAUCUUCCCCCCCGUCCGCGGAGAGAGAACUGGGAACGAGGCUCUUCUUGUUCGUUCCUUUUGUUUGUCCUCUUUCUCCUCCAUCUUCCUCCGGCUCUUUAUCUCAAAGGUUAUGGUCUUGGUCGUUCCUGGUUCAUAUCUGAUGGGAGAGUCUACAUUCUCUCCAUUCUGUCUACCUCUUCUUUCGGUAUCCGAACCCCUCCGCUCUGACAUAUGAGAUAAUCGCAAUUCCAUCGUCCAUCCCACGCUUUUGCGGAUAAUUUACUUGCGGGCUCUUUCCUUGCCGAUUUCGUCUCGCCGUCAAUUUUUUCUCUGUCUUGACACCUCCAAUAUGUUCCGCGUAGGCUCAUGGCUGUAUGGCAAGAAGCCAGCCAACACGCAGUCUCUCGACUCUUUGUCGGAACUGCGGGAUCUCGAGGAUGCUAUGAGAGCGGCGACUCUGAUCCUCAAUGACGAUGUUGAUGGCGCCGAAAAUGGUCUCACCCAAGGAUCAUCGUCUUUCCACAAUCUUGGAAAAGGCGUGGUUGCUUUCAUUCGAGCAACCUUGGGAUUUGAACAGGAUAUUAUGCGACAAGCAUCGGAACGACUCGUCGAGGCGGAAACCAGCGCAUCUAGCGACCAGCAUCGAGCGCAGCAUAAUGCGCAUGCACCUAAUAGCUACCACUCACAGAUGUAUACUCCCGGUACGGAAUUUGCACUAUGCCAGGCCAUGGCACAACUCAUGAGUGCCGUUGUCGGUGUUUUAAACGAGAGUCUUACGGAGAGUAUCAAGGGUUUCUAUAAAUUGAGAAAAGCUUUCAUAACCCUUGAUGCAAUCCUCAAAAUGGAAGAGAAGUUCAUGCAGGAAAGAGAGUCCGAGUUUGUGACACCAGCUGAAACUGGGACUCCGCGCUCCACCGCGUCGAACAACUCGACCACAAAGGUCUACAAGACGAACAAGGACGCCGAUAAGAUCGCAGCUCCUUUUGAAGACGAAGAGUUGUCUAAAAAACUAGCAAACGUGGAGGUUUCUGAGAAGCCCUCGGACUCUGCAUCAACCAGCCCGGCGGCAGCCAUGCUUGAUCACGACCCCGAUUCCGACAUCUUCAAAAACGAAAUAGACGUCUUUGUCCACUCUGGCGCCAAUUUCUGUUUCGGCAUUCUCCUUUUGCUCAUCUCGAUGGUCCCACCGGCAUUCAGCAAAUUGCUCAGUAUCAUCGGGUUUCAUGGGGAUAAGCAAAGAGGGUUGAGGAUGUUAUGGCAAGCCAGCAAAUUCCACAACCUGAUCGGUGCACUUGCUGCCUUUGCAAUACUUGGUUACUAUAACGGAUUUGUUCGCUAUUGUGAUAUCAUGCCCGAUGCCAUUGACGGAGAAGACGCAGAUAUCGAAGGGUAUCCCCAAGAAAGACUCGAGUCUCUUCUCGCUACGAUGAGAAAGCGAUUCCCUAACAGUCAGCUUUGGAUUCUUGAAGAGUCCAGAAUGAAUGGGGCAAACAAAAACCUCGAGAAGGCUUUGGAGAUGUUGUGUGGCGAAAACCACAGUCCUCUUAAGCAAGUCGAGGCAUUGAGAGUGUUUGAGAGAAGCUUGAACGCCAUGUAUCUGCACAAGUAUGAGCUCUGUUCAAAGUCGUUUAUAGAGUGUGUUGAUCUGAACUCUUGGUCACGCUCAUUGUAUUAUUAUAUCGCCGGAUCGGCACAUGUUACCCUAUAUCGACAAACCGCCAAAACCGACCCCAAGCAGGCAGCAGAACACGCUGCAAAGGCUUCAGAGUAUUUCCGCAUGGCACCUCCCUUGGCUGGGAAGAAGCGUUUCAUGGCAAAACAGCUGCCUUUCGACGUCUUUGUAACCCGAAAAAUCGCCAAGUGGGAAGCCCGCGCUCAGGAAUGGAAGGUGCCCUUGGUUGAUGCUGUUGGCGUUGAUCCCAUUGAAGAAAUGAUUUUCUUCUGGAAUGGACACAGCCGCAUGACAAAGGACCAGCUGGAGGAGUCGUUAACCAGGCUGGAUUGGUCAGGAAGUAAUGACAACAAGACCUGGCCCCAAGAAGGUCCAGAGGAGAGAGCAAUCCUGCAACUGCUACGAGCGGCCGUUUUCCGUUCCCUGCACAGACACGAGGAGGCAAAGGAGAUUCUCCAAACCCGUAUUCUCAGCCAUGACAAAAUGCUUUUCAAGGGCCAUCUCAAGGAUGACUGGAUAUGCCCGGUUGCGAACUUUGAAAUGGCAGCGAAUCUGUGGAUGGAGCGCCCAACGUACAUUUCCAUGCACAGUACAUCCGAAUCAUCUCUACCCGAAUAUUCCGAGAAACAGCCAGUUAACUCGGGCAAAGCGAGAAACAAAGAGGACCUUGAGAGACAGAAGGUCAUGGAAUGCAAGGAAUACCUUGAAAAGGCAGCCCGGUGGGAGAGCUACGAACUCGAUGCUCGUAUUGGGCUCAAGGUGACGGCUGCAUUAGAGGCAGUGCACAAGUGGGAGAGUACCCAUUCGCUCUCCGACGAGAAUUGAUUGAUGGACGUUUUUAUGCCUUUUACUGAUUUCACUUUAUAAAACGACUGACUUGAGCAAUGAAGUCUACGCAUGAUGUUAGUGCAACUCGGAGGAUGUCAGGAAUCAUUCCGCGGCUGCUAGGAAAAACGGCGUUGAAUUUCCUCUACAAGAAUCUCUUUUAAACCCCACAAGCUCUGUUGACUGUUAAAUAGAAAUGGAAUCUCACCUUGACUCGUGUGGAUAAUAAUCCGUAGCCUUGGGGUUAUCUGUAGACUGCAUAGCCACG